ACGUAGACUUAGCUUAGGUCGGGGCCCGACCGCCGCACGGCAUUAUUCGUUGUGACGCGGCCGCCGGCAGCCGACUGACUACUAAACGAUACUUGACGCUCUUCGAAAAACACAUCAAACAUGUCCAUCUCCGAGUUCAGACGGAAGAAGCUCCUCUAUGUCUUCAACGUUUUCUUUGAUGUCAAUCAGAGCGGUACCAUUGAACGAAAAGACUUCGAGCUGGCCAUAGAGAAAAUCUGCAGCCUUCGCGGCUGGAAGCCCGGCGAUGCCAAGCAUUCAGAGACGCACGAAGUUAUGAUCCAAGUCUGGGACGGGCUUAGAAAACGAGCUGACUCCAAUAAAGAUGGACAGGUAUCCGUAGAAGAAUGGGUGUCCAUGUGGAACGACUACGCGCAGAACCCCUCAGCAGCCCUGAAGUGGCAGCAGCAGUACUGCCACUUCAUGUUUCAGCUGGAGGACGCCAGCGCAGAUGGGACCAUCGACUGUGACGAGUUCACUACCGUGUGUUCGUCGUAUGGCAUCAACCCGCAGGAGUGUAAGGCCGCUUUUGGGAAGAUGGCUAAGGGCAAGGCGAACGUCUCCUGGGAGGAAUUCCAGGAACUUUGGAAGGAGUAUUUCUCCACCGAGGAUCCUAACGCACCAGGAAACUUCAUUUUCGGCAGAACCAGCUUCUAAAGGGAACCCGUGGCAAGAUCUAGAACAUUCCAUUUAGAUUCGAGGACCGUUUUAAAUCGAGUCCGACGCGGGCACAAUUGGAUUAAAUUUUCUGAAAUAAUGAACGC
Messenger RNA from Colias croceus (clouded yellow), 782 nucleotides. It is a transcript of the gene Scp2, whose product is annotated as calexcitin-1-like. NCBI's taxonomy places the organism in Eukaryota, Metazoa, Arthropoda, Insecta, Lepidoptera, Pieridae. The transcript has 7 exons. Gene Ontology annotation, molecular function: calcium ion binding. The record is from RefSeq and is a predicted model, not a curated record. The coding region runs from base 121 to 675 and encodes 184 amino acids.